CGCUAAAUGCUAACCUGCCUGCGUAGUCCCGGAUCUCAAAACGGUCGCCCCACAUGGCAAGAAUAAUUCGUCAGUAUGUUGUGGUGCGCGAUUUCACAGGUCACCGUUUGGAUGAACUGAAGCUGAGGCAGGGUGAAAUUGUUCUUGGAGCUGAACGGUUUAAUGAUGGCUGGAUCAGAGGAAUUCGAAUCAGGGAUUGGGCUAUUGGUUUCUUUCCAUGUUCAGUCAUUCGUAGCAUGGGGGAAGGUAACUGGCUGUUUUUUGUGAAUCAGCUGUUUUAGUGUAUGGUUUUCAUUGUAGACUCAACAAGAACAAGAGUUGCUGAGGAACUACUGGCUACAGAAGAAUCUUACCUGGAACAACUGCUCAUUCUGGAUCAGCAUUUUGCUGCACCAUUAAAAACGUUCACCAUUAUUUCACCAGAAGAGUUUGGAACAAUUUUUGGUACUAUUGAGCCACUUGUUGGUUUGUCAAGAGACUUCUGUUCACAGCUGAAAGAGCGUUUUGUGACAUGGGAUCACUUAGAAUCAAAACUUGGAGAUCUGUUUUUACAGUUGGCACCUUUCUUCAAGUUGUUUGGCUCUCAUGCUAUUGGGUACACAAGUGCACUGGAAAUACAACGACGGUUGAAACAUAAUGGCAAAUUCACCAGUUUUAUUACUGAAGCAGAAGCAAACAGUGGGCACAUUCUAAGUGCACUUCUUAUUAUUCCAAUUCAACGGAUUCCACGUUAUGAACUACUAUUGAAAGAACUGCUGAAGCAUACUGACAAGGAUCAUCCAGACUAUGGUGACCUUACAUUGGCUCUAACAAAAAUACAAACAGUGGCUUCAGGAAUCAAUGAAAGUAUUCGUGCUAUAGAGAAUGAGCUACAACUUAUUAUAUUGACCAAGCGAUUUCCACAUGACCAAUUGCAUUUGAUUAAUGAAAGCAGGCAGUUCAAUUCACUAAGACUGAAGGCGUCUAGAACUCAGUCAAUGCGUGCAGUAAAGGAUAACCGAAAAUGGUUGCCUCAUUCAAGGACAGUGUCAGUGCCUGCUUUGAUGUACAUGGCACAGAGUGAUGAUAGACUCAAACUACUUGACUUUGGUCCUCGACGAGUUAUAAGAGAGGGAGCAGUACAGAUAAUUAAACCAGAGUCAAGAGAGACAACAGAAAGGUACUUGGUUUUGUUGAAUGAUUUGAUAUUGAUUUCUCAGUCUGUAAGCAAAACAAAACCUCAGUACAAGCUUAAAGAUAGAUCCCUGCUUGCUCAAGUUUGGAUUGAAGACAGCCAGAACUGUGAUGAUGAGUUAUCUGAUAGAGCUUUGGUUCUUGGAACUCCAUCGACAUUGCACAAAAUCAUUUUUUCGUCAACUGAAGAUAAGAAGCAAUGGUUUGAGGAUUUGUCCAAAUACGUUUGCGAACAGAAGCAAGCGGCAAUCUAUAUGCUCAAGGGUCUAGGCAUCCCAAACCAAGUUAUGUUGUCGUGCAACAUGAAGUGCAGAGUAGACUACAGAGGAUUGGAUGACUUUGAGUUGAAGUUGAAACAUGGUUCAGAAGUCAAUGUAUAUGGUGUUAUUGGAGAUGAUGGCAAAUGGAGACCAAGUCUCUUCCCUGAUGGAGAUGAAGUUAUGGAAUUCACAUGGUGGUAUGGUGAUGUUGGCAAAUCUGUUGGCUGGUUUCCUUGUGGCUGUCUAAUGGAGGCAGAUAAAGCGAUGGCAGAGAUAGAACUCAGUGAAUUAAAGCAGCUACCAAUGAAGCAGUUUCUCAGUGUAAGGAAGAAAUUUGCUGAAUGGACAGGGAAUACUUUUGAACGACUUCUGGACCCUGUAGUGAAAGUUCAUGGUACAGACAACUCAUACAAGGCAUUGAUAAUUCCAGACUCAGCUACAGCAGCAGAUGUGAUCAGGAUUUAUCUUAGCAGAAAAUCAUGCAUUGAGACAAAUGAAACUGUUUCAUGGUCUUUACGUGAGGUUUCAGCAGAUAAGUCAGUGAAUAUUUUAUUGUCACCUGAUGCUGUUCUUCCCAAGAGGAUAGACAGCUGGGGAUGCUGUAAGGACAAGAUGUCUUUUCAGCUUGAAGAGCAAGCAGGUUCUGAGGACUAGGCCUGGUGUGCUCAUACAUUGUGCUGUACAGUUCAAACUUAGCUGUCUCAUACGAGUACAUGUACAUAAGCAUUGGAAG
This is a messenger RNA of Corticium candelabrum, 2166 nucleotides long. RefSeq lists its product as uncharacterized. Gene Ontology annotation, cellular component: cytoplasm. Gene Ontology annotation, molecular function: protein binding; guanyl-nucleotide exchange factor activity. Gene Ontology annotation, biological process: intracellular signal transduction. The transcript is spliced from 29 exons. The coding region runs from base 285 to 2087 and encodes 600 amino acids. The record is from RefSeq and is a predicted model, not a curated record. Lineage: Eukaryota; Metazoa; Porifera; Homoscleromorpha; Homosclerophorida; Plakinidae.